Spirodela intermedia is the source of this 9820-nucleotide messenger RNA. Lineage: Eukaryota; Viridiplantae; Streptophyta; Magnoliopsida; Alismatales; Araceae. The record is from the annotation of a GenBank genome assembly.
AUGGCAGAGGUUGGUUGUUCUCUUUCAAAUCCGUGUGCUUCUUCCCGCUGCUCUCUUCCGCCGGGCUCCGUGUUCAGCGUUCUCUUCGUCGUCCUCGCUCCAUGAGGAACAUCUUCGUCUCGCAGGAGGAAGGUGAGGACGAGCUGCGGCGGCUGCAAGAAUCUGUGGACGCCGAACCGCAGAACGCAUCUCAUCACUUCGAAAUAGUAUGCUCCUACUGCACCCUCGUCAUCUCGCUCCGUCCUCGUUCGUUCACUUUUUAUCAGAGGAACACGAUAUUUCAUUUUUCAUGCUGUUUUAUAUGUUUUUCAGGGUCGGCUUUUAUGGAAAAAAGGAGAAGAAGAGAAUUCAAGGGAGAUGAAGGAGAAAGCUGUGGAAUCUUUCGUAAUAUCGGCGAGGUUGAAUCCGAACAACAGUGCUGCGUUCCGGUAUUUGGGGCAUUACUACAGCCAGGUUACGGUGGACGAGCAGAGGGCAUCCAAGUGUUACUUGAGGGCCGUUAAUCUCAACCCCGAAGACUUCGAAUCAGGAGUGAGUGCCUUGGGCUAGGAGUUUGGUUUAAGACACUCGACAUCCGAAGUCUUUUAAUCUCGUUACGUCGUUUGCAAUAUUUGAUGCAGGAAUGUCUUUGCGAUUUGCUCGACGGAGCAGGGAAAGAAAGCUUAGAGAUUUCUGUUUGUAGAGAAGCUUCGGAGAGAUCACCAAAAGCCUUUUGGGCUUUUAGAAGAUUAGGAUAUUUGCUGGUCUGUCCUGUCAUCUAUCACUCUUGGUACAUACACCAUUUGCAUACUGUUAUUCUCUUACAUAAAGAUGAACUUUGCCUUCUUUAUGGCGCGCUUCAUUGCUCAUAAAAAUGUAGCAUACGUCUUAUUUUGCUCUCAUCCUAACGAUAAAGAAUCAAUUGAGUAAACUUUUUUUAAGUAGUACAGGUAAAGUUUGUUGUUUAACCAUAAAUCUCUGUUGACGAUUAAAGGUCCACCAAAAGAAAUGGUCAGAGGCUGUGCAGAGCCUCCAACAAGCAAUCAGAGGCUACCCCACUUGUGCAGAUCUUUGGGAGGUAUACUAGAGUUCCUUAUCUGACUGUUCGUUCAGAGAUUUUGUCAUUUAUGGUUGUGUCGAGGUUUGUUGUGUCGUGUGUUUUCAGGGUCUAGGAGUGGCAUACCAGCGGUUGGGUAUGUUUACCGCAGCCAUAAAGGUACUGGUUCGCGUUAUGGUCCUUAGGCUGUAUCAUUUUUAUUGUCAAACAUUGCUAUCUUGGAAUAUAUAUUUUGCCCAUCGGGUUGUUACGCCCUAAAAAUGAAUUUUUCAGAGAUUCUAACACGGCUUGCGAUUAUUCUUGUGGUUACUAACUUCAAUGUUUGAGAAAUUUAUUCAGAAAGGGAAAAUAAAUCCUUUUACCCAUGUAGAAAACAAGGUUCAGCCUUAAACAUUUGUGGAAAAAUAUUUUCCUUGCACGGUGCUAAAGUUUCCAUUAGAGUGGUUAAAAUAUUACUCUGUUUUACGUGUGCUCGAAGAAGUAGUUGCAACUCUCUUGUUUCAAUUAUUGUCCCAUGCAUCUUUUUCUUAUUAAGUUUCCAUUUUAUAUUCUUUGUAUUUCUUUUGGUGAUCUUUUUUUCUGGUGCAGUCAUAUGGGAGAGCUAUUGAUCUGGAGGGCUCAAAAAUCCUUGCACUGAUUGAGAGUGGAAAUAUUCAUAUGAUGCUUGGCUCUUUUAGACAGGAAAGUUUCUGUCCCCUUGUUUCAAUCAUCACAUUUAAUUUUGUGAUAUUGGGUGGGUGAAGCCCAAACCGCAAUUUCACGAGUUUGUAAACAAUUAGUUGCUCAAGAGCAGCCUCUUUCUUAAAUUGAUUUCUGAGCAUAUGCAUUGUUACCUCUACGAAUUCGUUGUGUUAAACGAAACUUUAUAUGUUUGUAUUACCCCCAUGAGAUAUAUUGUGAGCAUGAACGCAAACAAUAUUAUAAUGGCUCUAUGCGUUUCUCUAUGUUUAUCUUGUUAUCUCUAUCUCUGUUCCUUUUCCUCCAUUUGGAACCAGCUCACAAUAUUCUAGCAACUCCCCCCCCCCUUCUUUUCACUAAUAAGGAAGGGAAUGAUCUACUUGUCCUGAGUAAUCAUUACUCUCCCAUACCUACCUAAGGAGUUUCAUGACCGUGCUUGUUCUGGCAUAGGAUACAUCUCUUUUACUACAUAGUAGAUCGUUUAUAAUUGUACGAGCAAUUACUUUUGUAUUCUAGAUGAUCUCAUAUUUAUUUCAUUCAUUUCCUACUUAAACCCGAAAGAGGCGCAUGCAGUGAAUAAAGCCUCUUUUCAUAAUGGCUCGGCUUUUCUGGAUGUCUUGCUUUGGUUUAUCCAGAGUUUUUUAUGAUGUAGCAUGCUGGUACAAUUCUGUUAAGAUAAAAGUGAUUUAUUAUGGUGCUACGUCUUAUUGCAGGGAGUUGAGCAAUUUCGUCGAGCUUUAGAGAUAAGCCCUGCGAAUAUUUCUGGACAUUUUGGCCUUUCUUCUGCAUUGCUUGGGCUAUCGAAGGAGUGUAUCAAUUUAGGGGCAUUUAGCUGGGCAGCUUCACUGCUAGAGGUUCGUUUAAUGCCAUUAAAUGUUAACCCCGUUCCUUUCCUUCCUUUUAUUUUCAAACCAUUCUUGAUAAAAAUGAUAAUCCUACCGAGAUUGUAGGAAGCGUCUGAUGUUACUGAAGCUAGCACCCAUUUAGCAGGCAAUUAUUCAUCUUUAUGGAAGUUGCUUGGAGAUAUUAAGGUUUGUGGAUGAUACUUGUCAUUAUUUUUGUUUCAUACUUGUGCUUUGUUUUCUGUUCUUUUCCUUUUCAUCAUUGACCUUUCUAGUAGCAAUUAGUAUCUCUUCUUCACACUACGAGCCAUAUUUGUUUUCUACUUGUUAGAAAGUGUUCCAUCAGUUACUUGUUGAUGUAUGAUUUCAGCGGAGUUGACUUGCCAGUCUAUUAGCUGCUGUUAAGAAUUUUGUUUGGUAGAAUUUGCCAACGAUUUCUGAACCGUCAUGGAAGAAUUCUAAGAUUUUAGGCAUUGGUCAAACUUUGUCAAGAGCAAUCAAAUAUACGUUAAAAGAAAACUUUGAACGUAACAAAUUUUGCCAAAUGCGGUACUGGUUUCUUCUGUUCUCAGAAAAUAAUAAAAAAUUGCAAGUAUCGGGAGAAACUUGUGUAGUUCCUCGCCCCUUGGUUGAAACUGUUCUUCUGUCAUGUGAGUCCUGCAAAGGACACUCAGAACGAAAUCCUGAUUCAAUGAUAUGCAUGACUUAUUGUUUUCAAGGAAAAGGUGUCGUGGAUUGUAUUUCAUUUGCCAUUUUUGCGACUCUUAGGUUAUGAAUGUUUUUCUGUCCUCGAACUUGUUUAAGACCACCAAUGUUUGAAUACAAUUUAAUUCAUUUGGCAUUCCACUUCUUCAUAUGAAGAAUGUACUCAAAAGGAUGAGAUAAACGAAGUGGUCAAUGCCUUGCCUCUACUCCCAGUGCCCGAGUAAACAAAAAUUUCUGGAAGGAAAUUCGUGGGACCUAUUACAAAUGUCGCUCAGACGAGAAACAUCAUCUUCUGAUGACUGACAGAUGUGCUUAAAGUCUUAUCUCCCACAUUUCUUUCCAUCCUUAGUUGAGUUAAUGGUUACAUUGUUUUUUCUUCUAACCUCUUCUCCUUAAUCUUCUCUCUUUAUUAAUCUUAUAUUAUUUUUUAUCUUUCUUUCUUCUGGUCUCGUCCUCUCUCCAUCUCUCCUUUUUUCCCCCUAAUAGAGAAGCCCGCCCAUACAGUAGCUUACAACAUCGAAACGCAUCAGUCUCUGUGGAAGCAUUUUUGCUAAAAGACUGCUUAAAUUACUACAAAAUCAAAACGUUAUUAACUUUCUAGAACAGGUUUUGUAGAUAAAAGAGGAGAUUCAUGGCACGAGUGACUAGCCAAAUAUCAUGCAUUUGCUCGUCAACUUCGGCUAUCUAGCAUCAAUACAUAAAUUGUAUUCAAAGAUGAUCCACUGCAAGUAGGGUCUGGUCUCAUGAUGACAAUGGACAAGUCUUCGAUUAACGUUAAAACUGUAAAACAAAACUAUCCAAAUCACAUUGAAAGUUAAUAUUGGCAUUAGGUAUAACUAUAACCAUAAACAUUAUUCUGCUAAAGUCUGAAUGCCCUUUGAUCGCACACAGCUGCACUGCUCCCUCCUCAGUUAACCCUCACCAGAUAAUAUAUAGAUAAAAUACGUUAAAGAUAGGUGUUUAAAUAGAUAUGGAUGAUAUUUUGUUAAUAUCUAUUCAUAUUUUUUAUGGUCUGAACAUUCUCAUCUCAACUAUUUGGAUGGUGUAUUGCUCUGAAACAAUGGGCUCUUUUCUAGAUUGCGUUUGCAAAAUGCUUGCCCUGGAUAGAAGACAGAAAAAAUGGAGAAAAUGACCAAGAGUUGUUUGAAACAUCCGUCCAACGUUGGACACGGGCUCGUGUUUUGUCUGUACAAAGUGCUACUCAUGCCUAUCAACGUGCUUUGCACUUGUCACCAUGGCAGGCAAAUAUCUACAGCGAUAUUGCAAAUUCCAUUGAUUUAAUGGAUGCAUUUGAUGAGAAAAUAGGAGCUCCUAUUGAUAUUUGGUAAUGUCUCUUAACGAUUACAUUCUUAUUUUAGUUUUCUACUGUCUGAUAUACUGAUUAUUUUAUUUAUCAGGCAGUUACCUGAGAAAAUGUCUUUAGGUAGCUUGAUGCUUGAAGGAGGAAACAGUGAAUUCUGGGUGUCAUUAGGGUGCUUAUCCCCUGAUAAUCCAUUGAAACAACAUGCUCUUAUCAGGGGAUUGCAGUUGGAUGUAUCUCGUUCUGUAGCUUGGGCAUACCUCGGAAAGGUACACUCUGUAGAUUCUAUCCUGUUUCCCCUGUGGUGUAUCUGAAAUGCUAUUUCACUCAGCUUUACAGAAAAUCAGGUAACGAGCAAUUGUCCAAGAAAUCAUUUGAUCAAGCUAGGAGUAUAGAUCCUACUCUUGCAUUACCCUGGGCAGGAAUGUCAGUUGAUUCUCCUGCCAGGUAGAUACACUUUGUCAUAAUUUCGUCUUUUUAUAGAGGAUAUAUUUGCUAUAUUUCAGUCUUUUAAGGGCUUAAAUUCUGCAGUAACAUGACUUUCAUUAAUUAGUGGGGAGUCAUUAGCAAGCGAGGCAUAUGAAAGCUGCCUACGGGCUGUACAGUUGCUUCCUGUAAGUACUUUUUUUUUUUCAUGAAAACCACCUAAUGUUCCUUUGACGUUGCUCGCCUGGUCUGAUGAGUUAUAUUUUAUAAUCAGUGGCUAGAGGAACCAAAGGCGUUAGAUGCUCGAUAAUAGAGAUCAGGGGUGUUGGUUUCCAGAUUUCUUAAAAGGUUACCAUACAUAAAUCAAAGAUAGUACACAUACAACGAUGAUAUUUUAUAGAGCUAGGUUCUUUGAAGGAAAAAAUCGUUGCUUUAUGGUCAUUUUGGUAUACAAAUAAUGGAAAAUUAACUUCUACCUGCUAUUUUCUUAUCUGUAGUGUUAAUAUUCGUCACAUAAAUCAUUUGAAGUUAUCCUAAAUGAUUGAUUCCUUUCUUGCAUUACAUUUAUUGAAAGCAAUAGUUUAUUUAUGCUUAUUUUAACCUCCAUACAUGGGGCUCGUUUUGCAGCUUCCAGAAUUUCAAAUCGGGCUCGGGAAGCUUGCAUAUCUUUCUGGUCGUCUGGUAUCCCCACAGGUUGUAGCUUUGCUCUUACAAAGUUCGCAUAGGUCAAGCAUGUUCUGAAAAUUAAUGCAUUUGUUAUUUCAUGUUAAUGUUCGAUUGCUAAAUUAACUGCUUCAAAUAUCAACACUUUCUUCCCUAUUGCGAUUGUUUGUCCUUGUCAUAAUCUCAAUAGCAUUUUUAUCUGUUCUCUGCAAUUAUUCGUAGUUUUCUUUUCUCGUGUCGAGAGAAAUUAACAGAUGGGUCUGGUGUAUGGAGGUUUAUGUUCUUUGACUAAGUCCUCUUAGUGACUAAUUGUUUCGAAUAUGAUUCAGGGUGUGUUCCGAACCCUCUGAGCCAAAGAAAACGGAGAAGAUUUUAUGUUUUAUCUGAAAUCCUCUCCCACUUUUGGCAAAUGUGAUGAAAAAGAAAAUAGAAAAGAGGGAACACUUACUUGCGCCAGAGAAAUCAAAGAGUGGGUUAUUUGUAAAUUCCCUUCUUUCUGCCCAUGAGACAAUAAUGAGGGUUGGGGUCACGGGGCUAAGGAGUGGUUUAGAAGAUGAAACACGGGGCUAAGAAGUAUCGGUAUGCUGAUCCUUUGGCAUAUUUUAUAAAGCAAAUUUGUCCUUAACAAAAAUAAAUAAAUAAAUCGAAGAAUUAGCGUUUGUUUAGAUUGGUAGCUCCUGACGACCUAGAUGAGAGGAUUGACUCUGGCUAUUCCAUGAGGCCUAGUGGUGUUUGCUAUCUCUUUACUUCUCGUCCAUUGUCUUUAUCUGGUUGUUCAGGUCCAGAGCUUUUGAUGGAUUAAAUAAUUCAGUUUGUCUCCUCUUUUUAGUGAGAUGCACGUCUUAUUCACUCACCUUUAGUGGUGCCGCUACUUGUACCUGUCUCUGGGACUGGGAAGCAUGUAGGCUAAUUAUGUGUCCUUUCUAUUAUGUUUUUCAUUGCUUGGAUUGCUGAUAUAGAUCUACCGAAACUGUAAUGUAUACAGUAUUGCGCUUUAUGUUUAAGAAAUCUUGGAUCUCUGUCGCUUUGGAUAUUCUGGAUUAUGUCUGAGGAAUUCUGAGGAUGAGUCAGGUUGUUUCAUCUUAAUGAGUGUAAUAUUGAGCAUUUUUCAUUGCUUGGAUUGCUGAUACAAAUCUACCGAAACUGUUAUUUAUACAGUAUUGUGCUUUAUGUUUAAGAAAUCUUGGAUCAUUAUUCCUUUGGAUAUUAUGGAUUAUGUUUGAGGAAUUCUGGGGAUGAGUCAGGUUGUUUCAUCUUAAUGAGUAAAAUACUGAGCUUCCUUCUCGCAUGUUGACCGGAAAUAGUUGUCAUUCAAUGCUUUCAAAAGGAAAGAGAAAAUAAACCUUGGAGUUUGUUGUUCUUCAGGUGCUUGGAGCCAUAAAUCAAGCAGUUCAACGUGCUCCAUACCUCCCCGAGUCUCACAAUCUGAAGGGUCUGUCAUGUGAGGCACGUUCAGAUAAUCAGUCGGCAAUCGUCUCUUACUCGAACGCACUAUACGCAUUGCAUGCCUUCUGCAAGCCAGCCGCGGAGAGUCAGAUUGCUGAUAUAUCCAUAAAUCUCGCAAGAUCACUCUGCAAGGUAAAGCUCUGGGAGAAAAAUGUACUCAGAACUAGGUUACAUAUGUGCACAUAAUUCUAGUACUCAACUCCUGGGAUAUCUUUCUCCACGAAUUUAGUUCAUUAGGAGACUGUUAUUUUUCCCCUUUCUUGUUCUUUCUCCUUGUUGCCCCAACACAUUCAUAACUAUUUCUUUUGAGUGCAGGCAGGUCGGGCCUAUGAUGCUGAACAAGUGUGUGAUAAUCUGAAAACCAAAGGUAACAACACCUGCGAAUUCUAUGUUCAUCUUGGACAAGAACCAUAUAUACAUGCAUCCAUUCCAACUUUAUGCGGACAUCUAUUACGUCCUACUUAUGCCCAUAUCCUAAAUAUCAUGCCUAUGAUUUUAAGCGCUAACAACGAGUAUCCACAAAUUCUGCAGGGCUACUGGACAAUCUUGGUCGUCAGAUAUAUAUUAUUACACUAUGGCAACAGGGAAAGAGAGACCUUUCUCUCACUGAGGCAGCACAUCUGGCGAAGAAUAUCCCAGGCAUGGACCCAUCAUCCGGUGCUGCGGCUCUAGGCUUGAUCUGCAAGCUGGUUUACUGCAGUCUUGGACAAGAUCACGCGGUUAGAACCAUUUUGAAGAGCCCUAGGGAGCUGCUCCAGAGUUCAAAAACUAGCUUCCUUGUUGCCGCACUUUGUGCUCUUGACGCCAGCAGCCCACUUCAAUCGCUUCUCGCCAAGGGCCUUUCAAAGCUUUCUACUGCGGAGAUCAUCGAUAUGCAUUGCCUGACUGCUCUCAGCAAGAUGGUACAGAUACCUACCUUCCUUCUUUAUGCCCAUAACCAGAGAUUUCUUCUGAUGACGGGUUCCAUCCCCCUUGCAGCUGGUGGAUGAGUCUCAUAUCAAUUCUCGGAUCUUAUCCGCGCAGCACCACUUAAAGAAGGCCCUUCACAUGUAUCCUGACAGUGGUUUAAUAAGGUGAAGUCUCUUGUACCCAGCACAUUAUUAAAACCUGACGAGUCUCAUAUGCAUGGCCCUGUGGCUGUUUAAGAUGCUAAUGGCCCAAGAACUAUAAUUUUUUUUUUAUCUCCAUUCCCUUUUGAUGAAAUCCUGCCAUGGCAGGAAGAAACUGGGCUCACUUAUAUUGUCUGGUAAAGAUUGGACGGCUUCUCAUACUGCGGCCAGGUGCAUUCCCUCGCGCGGCCUGCGCUCUGCCAAUGAGGUGAUUGGCUCUGCUAACGUCGCCUGCUGUGGCUCCUCCACUGGGAAACCUAAGCUGUCUUUCUCCACAUGUGGAGGGCUCUCCGUGCCUCUGUCAAAGACCAUACAUCUGCUGCAGAAGUAUGAACUUCAACUGAUGAAAUCAAUGAGAAACUGGCUUCUGUGAGGCUUUGUUAGUAUAUAACCUUCGUAUUUUUCUCUGCGCAGGUGGCUGCAUGAAGAACCUUGGAACCACACGGCGCAGUAUUUGCUUAUCCUCGGCAUCAUGCAGAAGGCCCGCGUAGAGAAAUACCCUCCCCAUCUUUGUCUGGCUGUCAGGCGGCUGCUUUCUUCUGCUUUAGCCCGUGAGAUCUACUCCACGGGGGAGAAGCAGCACCAGCUGUAUCAGAAAUUCCAGCUUCUGCUCUGUUCUUCGGAGAUCUGCUUACAGACCGGGGACCACCGUGGCUGCAUUGGCCGAGCCACCGAGGCGUCGAGGCUUCCAGUCUCCUGCGACGGCCUCUUCUUUGCCCACCUGCAGCUGUGCCGUGCAUAUGCAGCCCUCGACGAUCUGCAGAACAUCAGGGGAGAGUACCUGAAGUGCUUGCAGCAGGAAACCCGCCACGAGAUCGGCUGGAUAUUGCUCAAGCAUCUUGAAUCCAGGCACAGGUUGCGGAGCAGUGACGAAGAUGGCGGGAUUGAUGUGAACUUCGCAGCGUGUUUGAAGGGGAACGAGCAGUCUCGGCAGAUGUGGGCAGCCGCCUUCGAUCUGGUCUGCGCUCAGAGCUUCGUCUGGGAUGAGGAUUUCCUCCUCGCCGAGCAAACCUUGGCUCGUGCUUGUUCGUUGAUGAGUGCGGAGAGUUGCCUUCUUCUUUGUCACGGUGAGCGGCUCCCUCACAGUGGCCAAACCAGCAUAGUACCUUCUUCUACGAUCUUCCCCUGUUUUAAUGGAAGUGAGCUUUGCGUUCAUUGUAGGCGCCGUCUGUAUGGAGCUCGCGAGGCGGCAAGCGGGUCCCCGAUUUCUGUCGCUGGCCAUACGGAGUCUCACCAGAGCUCAGGAGACCUCCGCUGCUCCUCUACCUGUUGUUUCCGCUUUGCUGGCUCAAGCUGUGGGGAGCUCCGCCGCAAAGGAGAAGUGGGCGAAGAAUCUUCAGUCCGAGUGGUUUUCCUGGCCAGCAGGUUUCUUCUCAGAGAUCUCUCUGGCUGUUCUUGGCUUGCCUUGCGUAAAAUCUCUCCUCUCAGGGUUGUUUCUGGUGGAUUCUUCGCAGAGAGGAGACCUCCGGAGGUGUACUUCCAGAUGCACCUCCUCCCGGAGGUUCAUGAUGCGGAGCCGUCCCGAAGCCGAGGGAGCUGGGUCCUCCGAUCGAUCCACAUGAACCCCUAUUCUCAGAGAUACUGGAAAGCAUUGCGGAAGCUGAUGGAGGGAUGA